ACCGGGGAGCCGAGCCCGGGCGCGGGGCGGCGGAGCCUCGGGCUGCGCUCGCCGGGAACAAAAGGCUCCUGCUGGCCGCGCCGAGCGCCGUGGCCCGGGCUCCGUGGCACCAUGGCCCGCUGCGAGCCCCGCCGAGCCUGGCGGCUGCUGCUGCUGCUGCUGCUCGCUCUCUGCAGCCUGAGCGCUGCGCAGCCCCGCCAGCGCCAGGGUUAUCUGAUUGCAGCACCUUCUGUUUUCCGCUCYGGGGUGGAGGAAGCCAUAAGUGUGACCAUCUUCAACUCUGCCAAGGAGACAACGGUCCAGAUCCAGCUGGUGGUCAAAGGGGAGACGGUGUCACGAGGCCACGGAACCGUCCUGGAUAAAGGAACAAUUAAACUGAAGGUGCCUUCAGGGCUUCGUGGACAAGCCCACCUGAAGGUGUGGGGCAACAGGCACCUGGCAGAGGAUGGUUACAUUUUCCACAACUACACCACGGUCACCAUCGACAGCAAGGGCUCCUCGGUGUUCAUCCAGACCGACAAACCUGUCUACAAACCCAAGCAGAAAGUGUUGAUAAACCUCUUUAUGGUGACUUCUGACCUGAGGCCCGUCAAUGACAGGAUUGAAGCUUACGUGGUGGAUCCCCGGGGGUCUCGGAUGAUAGAAUGGAAUAACUUGAAGCCCUUUUGCUGUGGCAUUGUCAACAUGACUUUCCCUCUGUCUGACCAGCCAGUGUUUGGGGAAUGGCUCAUCUUUGCUGAGAUGCAGGGGCACACUUACAACAAAUCCUUCGAAGUGCAGAAAUACGUAUUGCCAAAGUUUGAGUUGCUGAUCGAUCCCCCUCGCUACAUCCGUGACYUCUCCCUGUGUGAGAAAGGAACUGUCCAUGCCAGAUACACAUUUGGAAAGCCAGUGACAGGGAAGUUAAUUGUCAAUAUGACUAUAAAUGGUGUGGGGUACUACAGACACGAGGUGGGACACCCUGUCCUCAAAACCACCCAGAUUGAUGGCUCUGCAGUGUUUGAUGUGUGCGUCAAGGACAUGAUGCCUGCAGAUGUCCCAGAGCAUUUCCGAGGCACAGUCAACAUCUGGGCCACGGUGAUCAGCUCUGAUGGCAGCAAACAGGUGACCUUUGAUGACUCCACACCUGUGCARAAGCAGCUGAUCGACAUCAAAUACUCCAAGGACACCAGGAAACAGUUCAAACCUGGGCURCCCUACAAGGGCAAGGUAGAAGUCACGUACCCCGAUGGAAGUCCAGCUGACAGAGUCACCAUCCGGAUCAAAGCAGAGCUCACCCCAAAGGACAAUGUUUACACCAGUGAGCUGAUCUCCAGGAAUGGCCUGGUGGAGUUUGAAAUCCCCUCCAUCCCCACAGCUGCCCAAUACGUCUGGCUGGAGACCAAAGUGACAGCAAUUGAUGGAAAACCUUCUGGAGAUCAAUAUCUGCCCAACUACUUGUCCAUCAGCAGCUGGUACUCACCCAGCAAGUGCCACAUCCAGCUCCAGGCACCAGAUAAACCUUUCCAGGUGGGAGAGGAGGCCUGGAUUGCAGUCAAGUCCACGUGUCCCUGUAACUUCACCCUCCACUACGAAGUGGCAGCACGAGGGAACAUUGUCCUGUCGGGGCUGCAGCCCAGCAAUGUCACCCAGCAGAGGAGCAAGAGGGCCACCGUCCCMUUUGAGAAGAACAUCGACCUCACACGCUUCCCAGGAACAGCCCCUCCCAGCACGCCUGCAGCCGAGGUGGAGGUGUGUGUGACCUUCCUGCGCUUCCCCAUCGCUCACUCCAUGGCUCCCUUGGGCCGGCUCCUCGUGUACUAYGUCAGGGACAAUGGUGAGGGUGUCACUGACAGCCUCCAGUUCGCUGUCAACUCCUCCUUYGAGAACCAGGUUACGGUGGCGCUCUCGGCCAACGAGACCAGGCCUGGUGACCUGGUGAACAUCAAGGUCAAGGCUGCAAAAUCCAGCUGUGUCUGCAUUGCUACAGUGGACAAGAGUGUCUACCUGCUCAAGCCAGGCUUCCAGCUGACAGCCAGCCAGGUGUUCCAGGAGCUGGCAGAGUACGAUGUGUCGGACGCUUUUGGAGCCCCAAAGGARGAAGGGCAUUUCUGGUGGCCGGGGAUGUCCUCCCGCCGGCGCCGCCGCUCCUCCGUCUUCCCCUGGCACUGGGACAUCACCAAGGACGCUCGCUUUGCCUUCACGGAAACUGGCCUGGUGGUGAUGACUGACAUUGUGAGCUUGAACCACCGGCAGAACGGGGGGAUGUACACGGACGAGGCUGUCCCAGCCUUCCAGCCCCACACUGGCACCUUGGUGGCCACCAUGCACUCCAAAAUAGCCCCCAGCAGGGCAGAGAAGAGGAAAAGAACYUUCUUCCCCGAAACRUGGAUUUGGCACUGCCUCAAUGUCAGUGCCACCUCRGGGGAAGCCCAGCUGCAGGUGGAGGUGCCCGACUCCAUCACCACGUGGCUGACCGAGGCCGUGGCUCUGUCCGAGGAGCAGGGCCUGGGCAUUGCCAGCCAGGCCGAGCUGAAAACCUUCAAACCCUUCUUCAUCGACUUCACGCUGCCCUACCACGUCAUCCGCGGCGAGCAGACCAAGAUCCCCCUCACAGUCUACAACUACCUGGCCCUGUGUGCYGAGGUCCAYGUGAAGAUUUCUGUCCCAAAGGGCAUUAAAUUCGUUGGGCAYCCYGGGAAGCACCACCUGACRAGGAAGAAGUGCGUGGCCCCUGGGGAGGCCAAACCCACCUCCAUCGUCCUGGCCUUCAACGAGCUGGGCCUCAGCAACAUCACUGCAAAAGCUUUUGCCUACGGUGGGACCAAUUGCUGCCAGGAGGGGAUGCAGCCCCCAAAGAAUGGCAAACACUCUGAGGAUCCUUACCUGGACAAGAGGACCCCAGUGGGAGUGGAUUAUGUUCGCAGCAGUGUCAUUAUUGAGCCAGAGGGACUGUCCAGAGAAUACACCUACAGUGUGUUCUUCUGCCCAAAUGAGAAAAUCCACAUUUCCACCCCUAACAAAUACGAGUACCAGUACCUGCAGAAACCUGCCCAGAUGAGCCACUUUGACAUCGCAGUGAAGGCGCACAAYGAUGCUCACCUGGCCCUGUCCUCGGGUCCCCACGACAUGGCCGAGAUGACCGAGAUCGUCAUCGGGGGACACCAAAACACCAAAACCUGGAUUUCCAGCAGCAAAAUGGGAGAGCCAGUGGCCAGCAGGGACACYCCUGCUAUCCUCUCCUGGGAUGAAUUCCGCAGCUUCUGGAUCAGCUGGAGAAAUGGUGUUAUCCAGGUUGGCCACGGUACUCGGGCGCUAAACGAAUCAAUAAUUGUGGAGUGGACAGUCCCCAAACGGCUCGAGGUGAAGUACAUUGGCUUUUCCACAGGCUGGGGGUCAAUGGGAGAGUUUAAAAUUUGGAGAAAAGAAGAGACUGAUGAGAAUCACAAUGAAGCAUUUACUCUUGGAGUUCCCCACAACAUAAUUCCAGGAUCAGAAAGAGCUACGGCUUCAAUAAUAGGAGAUGUGAUGGGUCCCACUCUGAACAACCUGGACAAGCUGCUGAGGCUGCCCUUCGGCUGYGGGGAGCAGAACAUGAUCCACUUUGCCCCCAACGUUUUUGUCCUGAAAUACCUGCAGAAAACCAAGCAGCUCAGCCACGAGGUGGAGGCUGAGGCCACCGAUUACCUCGUCCAAGCUGAUUUCUAUGUUUCCCUUCAGUUGACAGCUUUUGUCCUCAAGUCCUUUGCUCAGUCCCGUGGGUUUAUUUUCAUUGACCCCAAAGAACUCACGGCUGCCAAGGAUUGGAUCAUCCAGCACCAGAAAGAGGAUGGGUCUUUCCCUGCAAUGGGCAGGAUCCUCAAUAAGGACAUCCAGGGUGGGAUCCACGGGAAGAUCUCCCUGACAGCUUAUGUGGUUGCAUCUCUUCUGGAAACAGGGGUCACUUCUGAGGAGGAAAGAACAGCUGUUGACAAAGCCAAACACUUCCUGGAGUCUCACCUGUACUCAGCUGAGGACCCGUACACCACAGCMCUGACCGCCUACGCGCUGACCCUGCUGCACAGCCCCUCUGCGGCCGUGGCGCUGCGUAGGAUCAACAGCAUGGCCAUCACCCAAGAUGGCUUUACCCACUGGAGCCUCACAGGAACCCUGGUCACUGAUGAAGACACCUUCAUGGGCUUCAAUGAUGGCCUCUCUCAAUCAGUUGUUUCUGCAGAAGUGGAAAUGACAUCUUACGCCCUGCUGACCUACACACUCCUGGGGGACGUGGCCUCUGCGCUCCCYGUGGUCAAAUGGCUCUCCCAGCAGAGGAAUGCUCUGGGAGGAUUCUCAUCUACCCAGGACACCUGUGUGGCCCUGCAGGCUCUGGCUGAAUAUGCCAUCCUUUCUUAUGUUGGAGGGGUCAACCUGACCAUUUCCUUGGCCUCCACCAACCUGGAUUACCAGGAGACUUUUGAGCUCAACAAGAUGAAUAAAAAGGUCCUCCAGACAGCAGUGAUCCCCAGCAUUCCAACGGGGCUGUUUGUCAGUGCCAAGGGGGAAGGAUGCUGUCUGAUGCAGAUCGAUGUCACUUACAAUGUCCCCGAUCCUAUUGCCAAACCAGCUUUCCAGCUCCUGGUGACCCUGAAGGARCCCAAGGCAGAGCAGCAGCUCCAAGCCCCAGCCCCACCACGCUCGGGUUCCACCGGGAGCCGCCCCGGGGCCCCGCACAGGGACCGGGCUCUGGGGGAUGAUGAGGACCCCGCCUCRGACCAGGACCACCGCGAGUACAAAGUCAUCCUGGAGACCUGCACCAGGUGGCUGCACUCUGGCUCCUCAAACAUGGCAGUGCUGGAAGUGCCUUUGUUCUCAGGAUUUCGGGCAGACAUCGAGAGCCUGGAGCAGUUAUUGAUGAACAAGCAAAUUGGGCUGAAAAGAUAUGAAGUGGACGGAAGGAAAGUCCUGUUUUAUUUUGAUGAGAUUCCCAGCCAGUGCAUGACCUGUGUGAAGUUCCAAGCUUUCAGGGAGCACAUCGUCGGCAAAACUGCUCCCGUUCCCAUCAAAGUGUACGAUUACUACGAGCCAGCUUUUGAAGCCACUCGUUUCUACAAYGUGAGUGAGAACAGCCCCUUGGCCCGGGAGCUCUGCGAUGGCCCCACCUGCAAUGAGGUGGAGAGCUCAGCCAGCCAGUGGGUUGGCUUUGUCCACUCUGGCCCUUGCAACAGUGUCCUGGGCUGCCUGGAGGACGAGUACUUUGAGCAGUGCCUGUGCUCGCGGGACUGCGGCUACGACGGGGAGCCCGUGUGCGGCUCAGAUGGAAAYAUCUACCCCAACCAGUGCCAGAUGGAGGUGGCAUCCUGCAGGAACAACACCAGGAUAGAGCAGAUGCCCAUGGCUCAGUGUUCUGCCUCCAAGAACUUGCCAGAAGAAAGAGAGACACACUCCCACACAGCUGAGCAGCCCAGCAUUCCCCAGACUCCAGCAGCCGAGGAGGGUUCCCCCCUGCACACAGACCUGUCCUAUUACUCGUACGAGUACGACCCCGACGCCUUCGCCGUGGACACCGAYGCSUUCGAGGUGGUGGCRGAGCUGAGCACGGCCAGUGYCCCCCACCCUGGGGACAGGAGCCAMGGAGAGGCCACCACGGCAGAAUGAAAUGCACAAUUUCAAUAAAGAGAAGAGGCUCAGAGCCUGCUCCCGUACGAGUUUGUUCCUCCAGACCACCGACCUGCUGCAGAACAGACCCCCAACGAACGAUGACUACUUCUGGUGCCCUCAGAACUGUAGGCUCUGGAGCUCUACGGGGGACACUCAGCAUUAUUCUCUGUCCACUUUCCUGCCUUCUGUGCGUCCAUCCUCUUUGGAGCCCUUCCAGCCGUGGGAGACCGAUGUGCUGUGCCCUCUAGGUGAGAGAAAUAGGGGCUGGAACUGAACCCAUAGAGCAUUUCUGAGUGUUUUCUCUGCUGUCAGGAUAUCCUGCAAAUGCCAUUUCCUAGCUACACUUAGGAGCUAAGUCCAGACCUCGUGCUUAGCUGAACUGCUGUUCGAGGAAAGAUGGCUGAGAAGUUUUUUUGCUCAAAUGAUGAUGAUGAUAAUAAUAAAAAUCAGUCUGUUUUGCCAAUUA
This is a messenger RNA of Malurus melanocephalus (red-backed fairy wren), 6082 nucleotides long. RefSeq names its product C3 and PZP like alpha-2-macroglobulin domain containing 8 (gene CPAMD8). NCBI's taxonomy places the organism in Eukaryota, Metazoa, Chordata, Aves, Passeriformes, Maluridae. Gene Ontology annotation, cellular component: extracellular region. The record is from RefSeq and is a predicted model, not a curated record. Bases 112 to 5613 code for a protein of 1833 amino acids. The transcript is spliced from 43 exons. Gene Ontology annotation, molecular function: protein binding; endopeptidase inhibitor activity.